AUGCCCUCUCCUGCAACACCGCACCGCUCCUCAAACCGUGGAGGCAGUGCCAAAUCCACGCCGACCACGAGGCCGUUGGACAUUGGCCAGCCGCUCGGCGUCCACGACACGAACUCGGUCCGUUCGCGCGUCCGAACAUGGCAGCAACAGGGUGGUGGUGUCGUCGCCGUCGAUGACCCCUGCGGCGCUGAGGAUGAGGAAAAUAAUGCGAACAAGGCCAAGCCAAAACCAAACAGGGUGAAUGUUGACCGGGUGGACAAGGCCGUCAACAAACCCGCGCCCGCGCCGGCCCCGGUCGCCAGGAAGCGCAGCCACAGCACACCCCGGAAACGAGUCAUUAGCGAUGAACACUGGAAGAGGAGCCGGGCAAUGACUCAGACGCCGUCGCGUAACCAGCCUGCACCAAAUCGCAUCUCGCAGUACACCGUCAAUGACCCGACGGGCUCCCCACGCGCGAGGAAAGAGGAUAGGAGAGACGAGAAAGACAGAGACAAAGAUCGGGAACCUCCUCCACGCUAUGGUGCCAGACGAUACACUGGGCCGAGCUCUAGGUCACCGGUUCGUGAUGCGAAACCCUCGACUUCUCGGAACAGGCUCGACUCUUUUGCCGGCAGCGAUUAUGGCACUGGUGAUUCCAAAAUCAUUGCGCUUUCCGUUUCAGAUAUUCCUGAUGAUACGCGGAGAGAAUCUCCUCCACCGGAGGACACAGACUGGGCACGAAGCGAAGCCGACUUCUCUGAAUUAUCUAAACGAAGAUCCGGCGCCGUGGGCCAACCUGCUCGCAAGCUGUCAAAACCACCCAAAGGUGGCAUAUUCGCGCACAUGAUCGACGAAUCCAAGAAGAUGUUUGGACGGCCGGACCCCGACCCCGAACCACCGAAGCCUGCUCAACCGGUAAAUCGAGGAUCCAAGAUCGAGGCAUGGCUCUCCGAGACACCUGACCCUUUCCUCGACGAUGCUACUUCUACCUCUGACACGAAGACCACCAGGUCAAGACGUUCCAAAACUCUGACCGAAUCAGACCGUGAUGCCGAAUCGUCACUGAAUAGCGAACCUCGUCCAAAAAGCUCUCACAUCCGGUAUUCCAAGGCCAAGGACAUUUCUCCAGAGACCGACAAAUCCUACAAGAAAUCCGAGAGAGAAGUCUCCUCUAAUGACAAGAGAAGGAGCACAGAAACAAGUCUAACGUCGCCGAAGUCACCACCGAGGAACAAGGAAUACAAAACAACUCGUUAUAAGAUCACUGAUGGAAAAGCUUCUCCUUACGUGCCAGAACCAUCUCUCUCGGACGGAUCAGAAGUCUCAGGCCACAAUGCACCUGUACCCCUGGGCCGCAGGAAACCAUUCCCAAGCACUGGUUUCCACCAACUCUCGACGAUCGCUUCAGUUGAAACUCUGAGUACGCUCACUGAAGGUGCUGCAACAUCGCCCGAAAAAUUUGGCGACACGGAGAAAAAUAGAUCGAUCAUGGAGGAAGAGGAAGAGAAGCAAGAUCAAUUUGACCCCGACUCCCUGCCCGCGGUUUCGUCCCAGCUCAAGCGACGACUCACCACCAACGAUGAUUUGAUGUCUGUUCUGUCAGGGCCGACAAGCCGACGACGCAGCAUUCGGUCCGCUCGAAGCAUUCGCACCAAUAAAAGCCGGCUGGAAAAUGCGACGGUAACCGAUUUACUACAAGAGCUUGCUGCGGACGAAGCCAAAUACAUGCGAGAGCUCAAAACGCUGGUCGGCGGUGUCAUCCCCGUACUGCUGACCUGCGUGCUCUCACGCUCCGAUUCUGCCAUCGCAGCCGGUCUGUUCCAGCCCUCGAUGGACCCCAAGGAUGACAUGAAUUUUUCAAAACCCAUAGUCAAUAUGGGCGUGGCUAUUGAGCGUCUGAAGACAUUACACAAGCGCAUCCCACAGGACAAUGUAGAUGCUUUGCUUACAUGGGCUCAAGGUGCCCAGCGAGUCUAUCGCGAAUACCUCCGAGCGUGGAGACUUGGAUUCAAGGAUGUGAUUGUGAACCUCGCUCCUCUGGAAGAAGGCGAGAACACGAACGCGGAGACGAAAAGUAUCGAUGAAGGCCUGGAGCGAGAUGAGAACGGCGAUGUGAUCGGUAGCGACGGCGAGAAGGUAGAUGUCGCAUAUCUGUUGAAGCGGCCGUUGGUUCGACUCAAACACCUUGCGAAGAGCUUCAAAGGGAUCAACAUGCUCCAGCCAUCACAAAAAGCGGAGGACACCGCCGUAGCCUACCAGUCUCUUGUCGUCGAUGCCCGAAAACGCGCCCGGGAGGAGAGAGCAAGGCUUGAAGAUGAAUCCGCUGCACGAAUUGAUGCCACCCGGGCUCGAGACCCGAUGACCCUGGGUGUCUGUCAUGGUGUGACUGUUGAUCAGGACCGACGGGUUCGGGCUCGAGAUUUCUUCAACCUGUCGAUUUAUCAUUCAACCGGACAGUUGGUUGACUGUCGAGCGGAGCUUCUGUACAGAGACAAUCCAUCAGACAAGGGCCCCGGUGGAGAUCUGCUAAUUUGUGAGCUCGACCAUUCUGAUCGUUGGCUACUGUUCCCACCGAUGGAUCUCCGAUGCGUAUCAGCUCGUAAGGGAGAUGUGAAGGGUGAACUUGUGGUGAUGCUACGCAGUGCUCCCGAUUCACAGAAAUACUGGCAAGAACUGUUAUCCCUCCGCAUCGACGACGAAUCCAUUAGACUCGAAUGGCUUCAACUCUUAGGCUCAGACCCCGUUCCACCAUCGAUAUGCCGAAGCCAAAGCUUUAUCAGCCGAGCCAAACAACACCGGGCACGAAGACCGGCGGCUAAUGAUUCCCCUCCACGGCACAACCAAAGCGACGUUGAUAUCCCCAUUGGCGAGAAAGCUACCAGCAAACGGCGUUCUGUCACCCCUAAGGAGCAAUAUUCUGAACCCAGCACUGUGAGCUCCGCAAUCACCGAGUCAAGGAGCUCGGUGUACUCAACUGCUACUCGUGAGACCGACUACACUACUGGAGGAUCGGAGCUGUCAACCAAGCCAUCUCGUCCUGGUCUUCCGCUUCUUCCUUCUACAACCUCGAGUGUGGACAAGACGUCCUCGGGCCUGAAACGAUCCAAGGCUAAAAGACUAUCUCGUUAUGGAGAGAGCUCGGCCUCUGAAACUGUCUCUCCCAAGCCUGUUGUGCCUGAACAAGCGGGCGAGUCUCCUUCCAUGCCGAGCAGGUUCUAUGGUGAAGAUGCAGAUACAGUUCGAAACACCGGAUCUCCUAGAGAAAAACGACCCCAGAAGACCGCUCGUCAGGACUCGCCCGAGGUAGAGUCUCCGCGUUUAUCGACAGUUCCAUCAACAGAGCUGCCUAUGAUCCCCAAGAUUCGGAGUAGCAGCAGCCAAACCCACUUGUCGUCGCCUUCUACUCUCGAACCCGAAGAAGACUAUCCGCCACUUGAGUCACUUCCCGAUUCGGAUGUCCCAGAGACUCCAACAAAAGCCAGGAGAAGGUCUCAACGGAAAUCCAAGAAGGAAGACGAAUCUCCGCCUCCCCCUCCGCCGCCUCAUCGCUCGCCAAGUCCCGCCACAGGGAAAAUCGCCAGCUCUCCUGUUCUCACCCCAACUGGGCCUUAUAUCAAGAGACGGGGUUCUUCUCCGCUAAAGCACGAGUAUGAACCAUCUACGGCUUCCGAUUCCUACUCCGACUCGGACACAUCCACAGUGCGGCACUAUAGCUACUCCUCGUCAUAUACGGACUCCGAUUAUUCGGACUCCGAUUCUUCAUCCCCGGAGGAUGACUAUCUGGAACCUCCGAAACCCAGGGUGUCUGCCUCAUCUACCACAGGCACAAGCUCUCUGUCUCCAUCCAACUCAGCAUCGCAGGCCGGCUACCGCACGGUGCCUUUGCAACCGGCCAAGUCAUCAAAGGCAAUUGCAUUCGUCUUUGCCUGGUCCAACAAAGGUACUUGGGAGACUCUGUUCCCUGACGAAUGCAACGUCAUUGUCAGCCCGGGUCUCAUCGAGGCCUUCAAGAUGGGCGUCGACCCCAAUACAAUGUCCCCCGAGCGAGGGGACAAGACUUCCCGGUCAUCGAGACCUCUUAUUUCCCUUGAAUUGACACCGCUAGUACCCAUCCGCCGCGGAACUGCCAUCGACAUCAGUAUCCGCUCUCCUCCAACCGAGCGGUCUAGAAUCACGUUCAGCAACAACAUCAUGUUCCGAUCCCGUGGGCCAGAGGAGUGCGACGCUCUCUACGGACUCAUCAACCAAGCGCGGAUCAACAACCCAACCUACAUCGCCCUUCAGAACGCUCGCGGUCCUUUCCAGGACCAACCCCUACCAUCCUUUGAGCCAGCGACAGCCAAACCCUCCUCGGGAGGCUGGUUCGGUUGGCCCCGACGCAGAAGAAGCUACCGUGCCUCCGCCUCCCCGCGCUCCCUAGCCGAAGCAUCGGAAAGCAGCGUCGGCACCAUGAGCAGCGCCUUCUCGGCCCUGAAACGCUUCGGUGCAGGAAGCAAGGCAUUCAACAUCUCCCGCUCGACCGUCACCUCGCGCACCGGCCGCGAAGGCAGCAUGUCUUCGUCUGCCAACUCAGGCUCCAACCACUCGCCCAGCUCAGGCAUCGGCCGCAUCGCUGCAGCAAUCAAGGGCGUAGAUGGCAUCGGACUCUCCAACGCCAAGAUCCGCCUCUACGUCCGUGAAUCAGCCUCUAAAUGGCGCGACAUGGGCGCCGCCCGUCUAACAAUCAUGCCCGCCCCACCCAAGAACCCACCAUCUCGCCCCAGCACUGCCGUCAGCAGCCGUAGCGAUAGCAGCACCACCGCUGCUGCCCAAGGGGACAGAGAAACCAGCCAGGACAGCGCAACCGGCAGCUCCCCUCCAGCCUCGGGUGCCACCUCUCCACGCCGCGAGCCCCUGCCCGUCGACCCCGAGAAACGGAUCCUAAUCCGCGGCAAGACUCGCGGGGAGACUUUGCUAGACGUCUGUCUGCCCGAAGGUGCGUUUGAGCGCGUCGCGCGCACGGGUAUUGCUGUCUCUGUUCGAGAAGAGAAUGAAGGCGCCAUAGCGAAGAAAGGAGGCGUCACUGCGGGAUCGCAGCGCGUUUAUAUGAUCCAGAUGAAGAGUGAGGCUGAGGCGACUUAUACUUUUGGUUUGGUGGGGAAGUUGCGCUAUUGA
Messenger RNA from Penicillium riverlandense, 5133 nucleotides. RefSeq lists its product as uncharacterized. The coding region runs from base 1 to 5133 and encodes 1710 amino acids. NCBI's taxonomy places the organism in Eukaryota, Fungi, Ascomycota, Eurotiomycetes, Eurotiales, Aspergillaceae. Gene Ontology annotation, cellular component: site of double-strand break; nucleus. The transcript has a single exon. The record is from RefSeq and is a predicted model, not a curated record.